Messenger RNA from Linnemannia hyalina, 2640 nucleotides. NCBI's taxonomy places the organism in Eukaryota, Fungi, Mortierellomycota, Mortierellomycetes, Mortierellales, Mortierellaceae. The record is from the annotation of a GenBank genome assembly.
AUGUCCAACAACCUUCUGAACCUGUUCUGUCUUGUCGACGGAGAGGCCACCACCAACGCGUUCCCUGUCGAGAUCGAGUCAACCAAGACCAUCGGCGAUCUCAAAGACGCAAUCUUACGCGAGAAACCCAACGAUUUCCGCGAUGUUGAUGCGAACAAGCUCUCCCUCAGCCGUGUCUCCAUUCAUGACGACGGAACCAUUCACGACAAGACGGAGCUGAACAACCCUAGAGCACUCCUCUCCACGCUGUUUGCCGCGAGUCCCGACGACAACACCUACAUUAUCGUCCAGCGACCUCCUCAAGCUCAAGCCUCUGUUCUUACCCGUGUCUCCGCUCCUCGUUCGGCCCAUCCAUGGGAUAGGUCACGUUCUGUUUCACCCAUACAACUGAAGUCUGUCCCGGUAGACCUCAUCGAGAAGGAGUUGGCAGUCGUUUUCAAAGGCGUCGACCAUCACCAUAUCAACCAUGCCGUCGAUCCAAAGGCCGUCGAAUCCUCUCAGAGGAAAAGACUAGGACCCUUUUACAAGAGGACCUUGCCAUAUCACAAUUCAGCGACGGAAACAAGCCUGGUGAUGUUGGGAUUUGAGCUGGACAAGCAAGCGAGGACGAGCAACGGUGAGACUCUUUGUUCUAUUGUCGAGGACGACAUCGGCAAGUUCAGCGGUCACCGAGUGGUCGCCAUGGUUGCCCCGUCCGGCUCAGGAAAGACCGCCACUGUCAUUGAUCUGGCAGCCAAGCACUUUGUCGUCUACAGCACCUGUUGUUCUCCGGGUCACACCGUCUCUCCCGACUUCAAGGAUCCAAACUUUGUCACGCUUGCCAAAGACGUCGAGCGUAUAUAUAUGAAAAGGACCGAGAGGGAGCCAAGGACAUUGCACGAAUUGUUGGAUCUCGAUUCCAAUGUAAAGGCACUCGCAGGAGAGCGCGUCGAGCUCGAGUUCCUUGCGCGGUUUCUUUUCUUGCAGCUGCUUCUCAACAAUAAUCCCGAUCUGGAGCCAAUUCAGUUCUUCCGUGAGCAGACCACCGGAGGAGCCUCGACUAUCUGCGAGUUUGUGCAAGUGCUGCGGGAGUACGACCGCCUAGCGAUUCAGUACAUGCUCGAUGACGUCCAGACCAAGCUUCAGUCUCUUCUUGUUCCCAAACGACUUGGAUUGGUGAUUGCCCUUGAUGAGGCUCAAGUUGCAGUGACCCACAUCUUGUCCGGCAAGCUCCUCUCGCCAUCCGCUUUGAUGAAGAGCAGUGACGUCCUCUUCGACAGCAACAACCAAAUACGAUCCAAUUUCCGCCGUGGUUUUCUCACGCCUUUGUCCGCAACACUGAGCAACAUGCAGGCAACACUAGUGAUACUUGGCACAGCCCUCACAUUACAGGUUGCCGACCACGUGUACAUGGCCAUCGCCAAACCCACUAAUUUCUCAAGGAUAACGGACUUUCCUCAGUUCGACGAAAAUGACGUUGACAAAAUUCUCGCGGAUCUGGUCGAUAUGUCGGACUGUGAAAUCCCACCUGCCAAACGCCGCAAGCUAAGAGGACGAGCUCGAUUUUCCGUUGACGUCGUCAAACGCCUUGCCACACCCUGCUCUUCUCAGGACUCGAAACAAGCUGCUCUCGUUGACGCUGUUGACAAGUCGAUUGAGCAUACAACAAAUGGCCUCCGGGUUGGGGUACGCACUAUUCUUGAGAGCAACAAAACAGGCGAGGCAGCGCGGCUUCUUAGUCGAAUGGUCUUGGCCUAUCAUCUCCAAGAUGCCAAAAUUUCGUUCUCGAGCCAACAGCAGGUCGACUUUGUGGACAAGGCCUUGUGUAGGCUUCGACCACAUUCUGAUGACAUUCACUUGAUCUUGGACGAGCCAAUGGUGGUUGAGGCGGUGGAGGCAGAGUUAAGGGCUUCAUGCAAGGACCCAUCGUUCUUGGAGUACAUGGAUCAGUUAUACCGGAUUGUCACCAACUUUGGCAUGGCUUCAACUUCAAAGGGAGAUGGACUGGAACCACUUGUCCGUCGAUCGCUUCAACGCUUCAACGGCUACCGUCUUGUUGAUCUUCCUUUCCUUCGAGGUGUGGCAUUGCCCAAAUGGUGCGACGAUCUCAAGUUUCAAAUCGACGGAAUCAACACGGCCAAUGGAUUUGGAUAUACCGACAGUGGCAUUGCCGCCGAUCUCGCCUUUCUCGCCGAUCGUCCUCCGAACAAGAUGCUUAUUGCCAACUUUGGCACACGUCCGAAUGGAGCUUGGUUUUUCUCUGACAAUCAGUACGCCGGCUCUCUUGCGAUCAAGUUCUGCAGCAGCUCUGUGCCACAGAAAAAGCACAAUGAAAACGAGACGUCCAGCGAUAUUCGCGCGUGUUUUUUGAAAGCGAACGGCACGGAGAGGAAGAACUUGGCCGGCAUUCGACGUGCCUACGUGGGUACAGGCACUCCUUCCAACCUUAGGGGCAUCCUCCGAAUCCACCUCGAGUUCCCUGACGUCGAUCUUGGUAUGCCAGCUACCCAUGUCAAGACGAACCCUGCGACUGGCGACGAGGAUGUGAUGGUGUAUAUCAAUCUUUUGAACAUGGACGAUUUUUUCUUUGAGGGCAUCUCAGAGCACAAGGACGAUAUGGUCUGGCUGAAAAAGUUGAUCAGAUUUGUCUGCCAGAAAUAA